AUGAUUUGCUUCAGUCGCAGGGAGCAGGUAUCUAUUUACCACGCGUUCCCAGAGGUGGUAUGUAUUGACUCGACUUAUCAGACCAACAAAGUUGGUUUUCCACUGUUCCAGCUAGUGGUGACUGAUAGUCUUGGGCAAGGGCACACUGUUAUGUAUGCUCUUUGCAGGCAAGAACGACGAGAUGUCGUAAAAUUAUUGGAAUGCUUCAAAGAUAUAAUGUGCUGUACUUAUGAUACACGCACUUUUGUUAUGGAUUCGGCAGCAACCGAAAUUUCAGCAGUGCAGUCUACGCACAAUCAUGCCGACAUAGUACUUUGUUCAUUCCAUGUCUUAAGAGCAUUUUUCAGGAAGUUCCGAAAUCCUGAUGUACGUAAAUGCUUGGAACACCUUGUAAAGACUAGACGGUCUGAUAUGUGA
This is a messenger RNA of Schistosoma spindalis, 417 nucleotides long. NCBI's taxonomy places the organism in Eukaryota, Metazoa, Platyhelminthes, Trematoda, Strigeidida, Schistosomatidae. The record is from the annotation of a GenBank genome assembly.